AUGAAGAAUAGCGGGAACCAACCAAGAAAUGAAAUACCGAAGUUGCACGAAUUAGUUAAAAGUUUCGCAAGUACAUUCAAUACCGAAGUGUCGCAACUAACUCACGGUAUCGAUCGUCUCCGCGAGCUCAUGCGAUUACAUGCCUCAGUGUUCAUUAUCAUGUGGCCAUUAAUCUACGCACUAGGAACACGAUUCUCGUACUAUUUGGUCUUACCAGUUGCAGCUGUGAUAGGAACAAUAGGAUAUUUUGCCGAAAAGAAAAUUAUGCCGAAAUCGAAACCUGUGCCAUACCUCAAUUCAUCUAUUAUGGAGCAACGUGAAAAACGACAAUCAUCCGCUGAUCAACCGAAAGAAUCGACACCGUUGUCUUUGCCGAACAGCUUGGGGGUUUUGAAACCUCGACCUGUUGAUGACUAG
Haemonchus placei is the source of this 417-nucleotide messenger RNA. Lineage: Eukaryota; Metazoa; Nematoda; Chromadorea; Rhabditida; Trichostrongylidae. The record is from the annotation of a GenBank genome assembly.